AUGCUGCUUCGUAGUAAGUCACAUAAAGAAUUGAUAGGUUUGUCGCGUCAGCUUAUUCAACCGCUUCUUCCAAAUUUCCACAAGGGUCAAGCUGGGAGAAUAUGUAUCAUCGGUGGAAAUGAAGACUAUACAGGAGCUCCCUUCUUUUCAAGUCAUUCUGCUGCGUUGGUUGGUGCUGAUCUAUCUCAUGUGGUUUGCGAAAAGCAAGCAGCGCCAAUUAUAAAAACAUAUUCGCCUGAUCUAAUGAUUCAUCCAUAUUUGCUAGAUUUGGAGAGUCCAACAUUGAGAUUGAAAGAUGGAGAGUUAGAGGAUUUGAAAAAAUUGUCAAUUGAGGAGGUUUUGAAUCAAACAAACGUUCUUACUAACAUUAUUGAUGAUGUUAUUUUGCCAAAGAUUCAACCAUUGUUGACGAGAAUGGAUAUAAUAGUGGUUGGUCCAGGGUUUGGUCGUGACCCCUUGAUGUUGAAGUCAUUGGUUAGAAUAAUUGAAGAGAUUAAAGUGUUGAACAAGCCAAUUGUAUUAGAUGCAGACUCCUUGUACCUUUUAUCAAUAGAGCCAAAGUUGAUUACAAACUACUCAAAGGCUAUCAUCACUCCGAACAUUGCAGAGUUUCAACGAAUCGCGAAGAAAUUAGACAUUGAGGUUGAUAUUUCCAAGGACUAUUCAGAAGAAGCGUUGAUUGAACAAACCCAGAAAUUAUCCUCAAAGUUGGGCGACGUAUUGGUUUAUCGUAAAGGCGAGGUUGACAUAAUCGCCAACUCAAAAAAUGUUGUUCUUAACAACUCCACUGGAUCUAACAAACGUGUAGGAGGACAGGGAGACACACUAACAGGUGCUAUUGCAACAUUGGUGAACUGGUCAAACCACUAUUUGGAUAGCUUUUGGGACAACAAGGUCGAUUUGGAUGCAACUGAUGCCCACAUUCUUGCAUGUUAUUCUGCCGGAUCUUUGGUUAGAUCAGCAGGACAAAAGGCAUUCAAAAAGUAUGGUAGGUCAAUGCAAACGUCCAACAUACACGAGUUUUUGCAUGAGGCUUUUCUUGAACUAUUUGAUGAUAGUUUGUUUAGGUUUAGUAAUAUGUAA
Molecule: messenger RNA, 1083 nt
Organism: Lodderomyces orthopsilosis Co 90-125
Lineage: Eukaryota; Fungi; Ascomycota; Pichiomycetes; Serinales; Debaryomycetaceae
Product: NADHX dehydratase
Exons: 1
Coding region: 1-1083 (360 amino acids)
Biological process (GO): metabolite repair
Molecular function (GO): ATP-dependent NAD(P)H-hydrate dehydratase activity
Source: RefSeq, a predicted model, not a curated record